AUGGGAAAGGGCGAAGAGGACCCUCGUAUCUUCUCCGCGCUAGGAGAGGCAGCAGCGACCAGGAGCCCCGGCCAGCCGAGCUUGAGAUUCCACAAGGGCAAGGAUUUCCCUCUCCAUCGACCAAAUGGCUGGACUCUGUCCAUCCCGGUCUGCCGUUCGGCCGCAUAUCCGCCAGACUCUGGCCGCUCCAAAUCCCUGCAGCGAGCACGCGUAGGUAUUGCACCGUCCUGUGUCGACAACUCUAAAGAUGUCCGUGCCAUGGGGGACGACGACGGAGUCGAAGCUCCUACUCCGUACACGUACAAAGCAUACGCUUAUACUCCGAGAUUUGUCGACACAAGGACCUCCUUGAACGAGCAUAAUCCAUGGAGCUUGAGCAUUAAGCGCGUCGGCCCUUAG
Molecule: messenger RNA, 399 nt
Organism: Trichoderma aggressivum f. europaeum
Lineage: Eukaryota; Fungi; Ascomycota; Sordariomycetes; Hypocreales; Hypocreaceae
Exons: 1
Coding region: 1-399 (132 amino acids)
Source: RefSeq, a predicted model, not a curated record